UUCAUAUUGAAAUCCCUGGAAAAAUACAAAAUAAAAAUAAUUCAAAUUAUAUUAAAAAAAAAGUGUUAACAACUAUAACAAGAAAACUUCUUCUAAACAUAUUGCAAAAGGUUUCAAAGCUGUUGAAAAUAAAUAUAUAUAUUGCACUACACUGAAAGAAAUAAAAUGUCUAUAUAUUUAUAUUGAAAAAAAAAAAAUAUUUAAAAAAUAUUUGUAAAAAUUUGAAAAAAUCAAAGUGUUUAUUUACAAAUAUAUAUUAAUACUUUAAAAAAUCAAGAUUUAACAAAUAAAUGCUGCUCUUCAUACAAACAUAUAAAAAAACAUUCAACACCUAGAGCCAAUUUAUAGGAAAAUGGGAUUAUAUUUUGUCAUACCUCCGGCUAUGAACAUCAUCAUCACUAUGGAUUCUUUAUUCAAGCACCACAAAUAAUGGCAAAUCUCAUAUGAACUACAAUAAAAGUUGAUAUAUUGUGUGGAAAUUUAUGAAAAAUCAUUAACAAAAUAAAAAAAAAAAAAUCUUGUUGUGUUCGUCUAUAACUUAAACGCGUUUUGUUCGUUCAUUUUUCGGUUCGGUUCAUAAUUUCCGUUUCCGUUUUUUUUUUGUUAUUUGAAAAAAUACACACACGCACACACACAUCGCUAUACCAGAUACGAGUAAUCGAGCAGUAGACGUGUAGCAGCAGCAUCAACAGCAAGCAGAAGGGCUUAUCUAACGCUGCUGCUAAACAGAUGAGCCCCAACAUCCCAUGUCCAUUGUUGCAGCCGAAAAUGCAGGGCUUGGCCCAUGUGACUUACCAGAGCAUUGGGCAACAUCGUCAACAGCAUCCAACGCAUCUAGAACAGCAGCCACCUCUCCAGCUACAUUGGCAACAACAGCAACAGAUUGCCUCAACAAUAGCAGCAGCAGCAACAGCAGCAACCACAGCCGUAUCACCAACAUCAACAUUGCAAAUUCGUUUGCCUCUGGGGCGAUUUCAACAGCAAUUGCUUCGAAUACCAACAACAACAGCAGCAGCAGCAGCAGCCAGAGCACUGCUUCCACAGCAGCAGCGACAGCAACAACGACGACCUCAACGGGGCCGACAGGAGGUGGAGGAGGCGGCGGCGGUGGAGGAGGUAUUAGCGGCAGCAGCAGUGGUAGUGGUGGUAGACAAGGUCCUGCGAGCCUUAAAAAUAUUUGCAAUCUGCCGCGUUCCUCACCCACAGCAGCAACAGCUGCUGUAACUGUCUCCAACGCUGGCUCGACGGCAGCAAUAUCAGCAUCUACAGCCACGGAUUUAAAUAACCGUGUCUCACCAAAUACAGCUGCUGCCGCAAAUUUAUUAUUCGCCCGCAUAUCUGCUUUGCAGCAGCAGCAGCAACAUCAUCAACUUCAACAGCAGCAGCAGCAACAACAUCUUCAUCAUCAUCAGCAGCAGCAGCAGCAACAGCAACAUCAUUUAUUUCUUUCCCAUCAAAACGCGAAUAGUUUGUUAAGCACCAACAACAACAAUACUACAUUGUUAACUUCAAAUCUACAACAACACCAACAGCAGCAGCAUCAGCUGACGCAAGCGUCACUGCAGAAAGCUGCUGCCACAGCGGCCAAUUUUGUUGCUGCUCUACAGCGUCCUGCCAUUAUGAAUGCGGUGGCAUCGCCGAUCUCAACCAAUUCAACGACGUCGUCGAAUCGUAAGAUACGCAGGAAAACCGAUUCUAAAGCUAAUUUGCCUCAAUCCCAGAUCAACAAAUGCAACAAUGAGAAACGACGUCGUGAAUUGGAAAAUAAUUAUAUUGAGCAACUCUCAGAGUUUUUACAGCUUAACAAGCGCGGUGAUAUGACCUCAACCAAACCGGAUAAGGCGGCUAUACUAAAUCAAGUUGUAAAAACGUAUCGUGAUAUUUGUGACAAAGGCCAAAGUCGUGAUAUAUCCUCCUCAACGCCAGCUACCACCACAUCAGCCACAACAACAUCGUCGUUGUCGUCAUCGUCUUCUAACACUUCUGCCACAGCCACUGCAACUAGUACGAACAACAAUACCCCUAAUAGCAACAACAACAACAACCAAACAACCUCAACCCGUUGCAGUCGUUGUGCCACCGAUAAUUGUUCAAUACAUCCGGUACAACAGGGUGAAGUCUCCUCCACAGAACCACCACUGCCCGAACCCUCACUGCUGAAUGGACAAGUGCCUGAGAUAUCGGCGUAUUUUGAAGCUUUAGAGCAUUACAUCUCAUCUGUGGGCUGGGUAUUGCUGCAGGUGAAUGCCGAGGGCAUUAUAGAGUCCUGUACUCAGAAUAUACGCGAAUUGAUUGGUUAUGAGAAGCAAGAGCUAUAUCGUCGACCAUUGUAUAUGUACCUGUACCCGGGCGAUCAUGCCAAAUUGGAUCCCAUCAUAAAUAAUAUGUCAACAACCUUUGGUGCGACUAGCGUUGGUGGCAACACUGGCAGUGGUGGUGGUGGUGGGAACAGCAGUUCGGCCAGCAGUGCCGGUGGCAGCAUGCACGAUUUGAACUCCGGCUGGGGUUUGGGUGAUGCAGACGAUCACAAUGGUAGUGGGGGAGUCGGCGGCAGCGUUGGAGGCAAAGCGAAACGCAGCAUUUCAACAAAAGUCCGCAUGUUAGUCAAGGAUAUGCGUUCGUCAACACAAACCUCAGGUUCUUCAACAACGACCACAAAUAAUGAUAGUAAUUCUAUGGACCAAAAACCCAAAUAUGAGGAGGUAGUCUUAAUAGCGGCACCGGUUAAAGACGAUGCUGAAUCGGCCUCCUCUGUUCUUUGCCUCAUCACUCGACCCGAGGAUGAGUCGCCGCUGGAAAUGAAUAUCCAACAACAUGUGCAGCAUCCUACCAUUGAACAGGUCACCUUCAAGCUUGAUAUUCACGGCAAAAUUAUCACCCUCGAUGCCACUACCCUAAGGGAGCCCUAUAAGAAGCAUUUGAACCAAUGGAUGGGUCGCCUGCUGCACGAUAUCUGCCAUCCUCAGGAUUUGUCAGCUUUAAAGUCACAUCUCUGCGAUGUGCAGAAUUCUGCAGCCAGCGUUAAUGCCAUCAAUGCCUCACAAUCGCCCAGCAGCGCUGUGGGCAUUAACCCGCCCAUAUCCAAUGUUAUAUCGAAGCCCUUUCGCCUGUGUCUGGGUACGCCGGAUGUCUAUGUCCAUGUUAAGGCCAAUUCGAGACUGUUUAUCAAUCACACUCCUGGAGAGAGUGAUUUCAUAAUGUCCGUGCAGACUUUGUUGAAUGCCGAAAAUGAUAUGAACAGCAACAAUACCAGCAUGCUAAGCGGCAAUGGGGGUCUCUUGACCACAGGCAUGUCGGCCAUGUCACCAGGCUCCUCUUUGGUAUCAUCAUUGGUGUCCAAUUUGUCCAUGGAUUCGUUGGUCAACAAUAAUUCGGUAUCAUCGCCUCUGGUAAAUGUCUCCGCGCUGGGUGGUUUGGUGGGCGGAGGAGGCGGUGGCAUGCCCCAGCACUCGACGCAGACAAUAAGCGUGGGUGGGCCGCUAAUGACAUCGGCUGUCAUCAAUGGCAACGGCGGUGGCGGUUCGGGUCCCAAUGGCUCGGGCAUGGGCUCGCAGAGAACAACUUCCUCAACAGCUACUACCUCGGGCGUUGCCUCCAACAAUGCAUCAUCGAUAGUUAACUCCUUUACCGCCUCUCCUGCUGGUCACGAAGGUCCUUCGUUUUACAGCAACGAAUUUGAUUUCGACUUGCGACAUUCCUCAUUUGAGAUUGAUCCUUCCGUGUCGGCAUGGAAUGAUUCAAGACCAAAUUCUCGAGCCUCUGUAACAACGCCUGUGAGUACGCCAAGACCGCCGUCGGCGGGUCAUGGUUUUAGUCCUGCCAUUUGUCCCUCGCCCUCAACACCGUAUCAGCUAUCAUCUCAUUCGGCUGCUAGUUUACCCUCGCCUCAAUCGAAUGCCAGUCAAUCGGGUGGCGGAGGAGGUGGACCAUUUGGCGCCUUCAGUUUUCAUUCCUUUGAUAGUAGUAGUGAGAAGUUGGACAAGGAUCAUAUGAAUAAUAACAACAACAAUAAUAACAACAAUAAUAAUAGCAACAACAACACCAAUAGUAACACGAACAUGGCGGGAAAUCUCCCCAAUGGAGGUGGCGGUGUUAGUGGUGCUGGAAGUGCAGGCCAAAAUAAUAUGAUGAUGGGUGUUGGGGGAGCCGGAGGAGGAGGAGUAGGAGGAGGCUCUGGUAAUGGAGGCCCUGCCGGCAUGGGUCUAAAUCCCCAGCAACAACAACAGCAACAGCAGCAGCAACAACAAAGUCAGCAGUCUCAAAAUACCCCUCAACACCAUCCACCCACAGAAUCGGAACGCCUAAGAAAUUUACUUACCAACAAAGCGCAUUCAUCAGCUUCAUCUUUGCAUGGUGGUGAUAGCGAUGACAAGGAUAAUUUGAUGAAGGUAAGGAAGAAAGAAUUUUACAAGCAAGAGGAUGAUAAGGAAGGAUUACAGGCCAGCCUAGGUGGCAUGUUCAAAAUGGGCCCCGGUUCUGCUGGCAUGGGAACUUCACGCAUGUUUGGCCCAGGCGGUAUGCAGAAGCAGGCCAAUUCUAGUAAUCCCAUGUUAUUAUCGUUACUCAAAUCUGAAGACGAUGAGAACAACAAGGGCAUGUCCUCAAUGAGCCGUUCUGGUGAUAUGGUGCGCAUCAAAGAUGAACCCCAAGAUCUAAGACGCAUACUCAAACAUCAAGGUGAUCCGGCUAUGACACGUAAACGUUCGCUUAAUGAUCCCGAUGAUGGUCUGUCGGCCAAGAGAUCCGAUGAUCGCCCCUCAAAACUGUGUGAGAGUAAUAAAAUGCUUGCACGUCUCUUAAGUAAUCCGCCAAAGAAUAUUACCAUGAAUAUACCGCCUGUCAUCAAGACCAUACCCGACAAGGUGCCCAGCAGUGUGGGGAGAGUUACCUCCUCGCUGGGUGGUGGCGCAACAGCGACCAUGGGUUUGAUGCCGGGCAAAAGUUCAACCAUAACAACAAUGGCCAGCAGUGGUGUGGGUGGUGGUGGGCCGGGACGAGGAAGAAGUCUUAAGCAACAGCAGCAGCAGCAGCAACAGCAACAGCAACAACAGCCUUCCGAUGUCUACCUCAGUCAACAGCAACAACAACAACAACAGCAGCAGCAGCAGCAACAACAACAACAACAGGGUCUGGAGUCCCCUGUGAUGGGCUCGAAUUUACAACGCCUCUCACAGCAAUCUCAUUCUCAGCAAGGAGGUCAAAUGGAUUUCUCGUCAUCUACAACGGGAGACAAUCCUUUUGCCAUGCCGCCCCUAAGCACAGCUCCUUCAACAACAACAGCUACCUCAAAUUCUAGUGCAACCACGGGUACCUCCUCCAACACAUCCACCUCGGCUAUGCUGGUGGAUGGCGAUCAGGAAUUAUCCAAGAUACUGGAUAGCGUUAUGGACUAUGUGCCUGAUGAUCCGGGUCUAACAGCGCAACAGAUCAAUGAGCGUUUGGCCAUUAGCGAGAUACAAAAAUCCUUGAUGGUGGAAUCCUCUGCAUUUAGAUCGGGGCCCAUGACAAUGGCCGCUGCCCAGACAACCCAACAAAUGUUGCAACAGCAACUGCAGCAGCAUCAACAGCAACAACAACAACAACAACAGCAGCAGCAGCAACAACAACAGCAGCAAAUGCAACAGCAACAACAUCAUUCACAACUACAACCGCCUGCCUAUCCCGGAAGUAUGCUAGCAGGUUUGGGUGGUGGCGGUAGUGGUGGCAAUUUGACGGCGCAGCAACAGGCCAUGCAUAUGCAAGUCCUUGAAAAUAUGAGAGCUAAUCAAAAUUUCCAAAGACCACCACCCAACUAUCCUACUAGGGGGCGAGCGCCCAUGAAUGCGGUAGCCACACCGGGUGGCGGUGUAAUGCCAACAUUGGCCCAGCAACGCUAUCGUCCCUUUCCGCAUCAGCAGAUAGCACAGCAUAAGGAGCGUUUGUUGCAACAGCAACAGAAGCAGCGUAUGCUGGUGCCGGAAAAUGCAACGGCGCGUAAUGACCAGUUGUGUCUCAAUCCUGGCCUCAACAAUAUAAGUACCUUGCUCAAUACCGUGGCACCCAAUGUCACCCUAUCACGCACAAACAUGCCUCCCGACUCGCAAUUAAGUCCGAAUUUUGCCCAAACCAUGCUGCAGCAACAAUUGAGUCCUGGUCAGCGUAAUGCUCCCUUUAGUCCUCAAUCUAAUCCUGGCUAUGGACCUCAAUAUGCCCAAACCGGUCAACGUUUGUCACCCCAACAACAGCAGCAAUUGUCUCAACAGGCUUCAGUGCAGCAACAGCAUCAACAAAUGGCCGCAUUUCAGGGAGCCAGUGCUGCCCAGCUAUCACCGCGUCAGCCGCAUUUUGGGGCGGGAGGUCCAAAUACACCGGGUAGUGCGGGUAUACCUUCACCAGGCUUGAAUCCCAAUGCUGCAGCGCAACAAUGGGGUCAGGCUGCGGGGGCAGGAGUAGGCGUUGGCGUUGGCGUGGUAGCAGGAGGAGGACCAACUACACCACAACAAAGAGGGCAUUCAUUACAACAACAUAAUCCCAUGUUGAGUGCACAAUUACAGGGAGUUAGUCCUUACAAUGCUAGACAAUACCAACAACAACAACGAGGACGAGGCUUGAAUUCACCCAGCGGCGCUGGGCCCCAAGGCACUGGUCCCGGCGGUGGUGGACCACAGGUUCCCUCUGCAGCCGGCCUCCAGCGUCAGAAUUCAUUUCAAACCAACGAUAGCGGUUUUACACCCACACCCAAUUCACCAUCGCCUCAGUCUCCCUAUGGAGCUGGCAAUGUAUUCCAACAACAGCAGCAACAAAACCAGCAACAACAGAUGCAACGUAUGCAGCGACAAGCCAGUAUACCACAAGCCACACAACAUCUGCCAGGAUCACCACGAUCAUUUGGCAAUUUAAACAACAACAACAACCAUAGUCACAACAGCAACAACAACAAUAACAAUAAUAGCAACAACAAUCAUCAACACCAUCAAUCACAACACCAUCACCACCAUUCACAUCAACAGCAACAGCAGCAACAACAUCUCAGUUCUCAACUUCACUCUCAUUCGAAUGUCAAUUCCGCUACAUCCCUGGGCCGUAGCCAUCAUGACAAUGCCAGUGGUUCGGUGGUGGGCCUUUUAAAUGGUCUGGGAGUGGGUCACUCCAAUAUGAAUGGUUUCACCACUAACAAUUCGGCUGGAGGUGGUAGUGGUGGUGGUGUUGUUGGGGCCAUGAUGUUCAAUAAUCUUCAUGCAACGUCUACUAACAAUCACAGUAAUACCAACAACAGUCAGACGGCUAUACAAACAUCCUCGUCAUCCACAUCCGUAUCCGCUUCAUCAUCAACAUCAUGCUCGUUGUCGACAGCGAAUGAUUUUUAUGGUCGCAACUCACAGACGACCGCUGGAAAUCCCGCCUCUUCAGAUUAUGUUAAGCAAGAACUGCGAGCUGUGGUCAGUGGUCGUUCGACUGCAAAAUCCGGCGGUGGCAAUGGUGUACCCGGCGGUGGUGGUAAUGGACCCGGUGGUGGCGGUGUUGUUCCUGCUGGUAUGCCCGGUGGCUUGCGGGUGGGCACACCCCAAAGUCCCUUGGGUCCUCAGUCGGCGCAAGGAUCUAUGCAGCACGGUACGAACAAUACAAAUCCUAUGGUCAUGGCGGCUGCCCAACAACAACAACAACAGGCACAGACUCCCAACAGUGCUGGUGGCAGUGGACCAAAUGUUGGCUCCGGCAGUGGCGGUGUUGUAGGCAGUAGUAGUACAGGCAAUGUGAAUGCCAUGCUACAUUCAUCCCCGGAUCCGACAAUGGGUUUUAGUUUUGAUACACAAGACUUUUUUAGUAGCAGUAGUACAAGGUGACCCUAAAAUGUGUUCUUAAACUGAAAGGAAUCAUGCCCGAAACCGCUAAUCAAUCAACACAUUGAAACCUAAAUGCCGAAAAAACGCUAACGCAACAAUAUUUCUCUACACACAUAAUAAUAGAAAAAAAAACAAACCUCUCCCUCAAUUCCUGCCCCGAGAAAUGCUGAAAAACUUCUUUCCUUCCAUGAAAGAGAGCCAUUUUGAAGAGAUGUUUCCGGAAACCAACACUGCAGCAUAUAUACACACAUAUAUAUAUAUAUAUAAAAAAAACUGAUAAAAUUACAUACAUCCAUUAUAACAAGACAACCACAACCACAAACACAGACAUCAACUACUACAAACUACUACGUAACAUUUAGGUGCAAUAGUCUGUUCUUUUUUUUUUUGUUUUUUUUUUACAUAUACAAAAUAAACAAAAACCAUUAUUUAACUAUAGGACAUAUACAUAGUAUAUUAAAAAAAGAAAAACAAAACAAAAUGAAAAAUUUAUAGAAAAUGAAUUGAGGAAAAUGAAAAAAAAAUAAAUCACCCACACACACUUACAUACAUACAUACAGUUACACAGCGUAAGCAUUUAUUUAAAAAAUAAAUUAAGCAAAUUCUAGCUGAAGAAAACAAAAAACACAA
Messenger RNA from Stomoxys calcitrans (stable fly), 8453 nucleotides. RefSeq names its product serine-rich adhesin for platelets (gene tai). Gene Ontology annotation, cellular component: nucleus. Gene Ontology annotation, molecular function: nuclear receptor binding; protein dimerization activity. Gene Ontology annotation, biological process: positive regulation of transcription by RNA polymerase II; cellular response to hormone stimulus. The record is from RefSeq and is a predicted model, not a curated record. The transcript is spliced from 14 exons. The coding region runs from base 747 to 7823 and encodes 2358 amino acids. NCBI's taxonomy places the organism in Eukaryota, Metazoa, Arthropoda, Insecta, Diptera, Muscidae.